Molecule: messenger RNA, 2081 nt
Organism: Alosa alosa (allis shad)
Lineage: Eukaryota; Metazoa; Chordata; Actinopteri; Clupeiformes; Clupeidae
Gene: klhl42
Product: kelch-like family, member 42
Exons: 5
Coding region: 367-1776 (469 amino acids)
Molecular function (GO): protein binding
Source: RefSeq, a predicted model, not a curated record
CCAAUGUUAACUAUAGAGCCGUCCAGCGCAUGCAGGAAGUGACGAAAACAGCACGGUUGGACAUGGAAUGAGGGACUUGCGAGCUAGCCGUCAAGCUAAUUAUCUGAUCAACUAAUUCUGGAUAAAUGUAAAAUUUAGUGUCUAUAUUUAGCCUCAAAGCUCGUUUCCUUCUUAUAUACCGCUAAGAAUAUCUACAUGGAAGUCGGAAAGAUCAUAUCCAUCUGGGGAUCUAUGGGCUGAGCAUUACCAUAUAUAGCAUUCUAGGCCUUGUGGGAAAAGGCAUUUGAAGUUGCAGAUCCAAAAUGUAAACAAGAGAUUCUUAACAGCCAGAAGAACAGUGGAGGAGGAAGCAGGACAACUGUCACCAUGUCGUCCCCAGAGCAAAUCAUCGCCAUUAUUAUGGACGACAAGACGUAUAACGUCAGUAAAACUAAGCUUAUUGAAAAAAGUGAUUACUUUCGUGCACUGUACAGUUCGGGGAUGCGCGAGUCAGGUGAGGAUUCCGUUGAGCUACAGGGACUGAGUGUCCCAGGUCUGGAACUGGUCCUGGAAUUUAUCAACACUUCCAAAGUCAAAGUGGUUAACGAGACACUCGAAGACUUAAUUGAAACAGCUUCUUUUUUGCAAGUGAGCUCAAUCUUGAAACUGCUGCUGUCGGAAAUCCGACAGGAUAACUGCGUGGAGUUGUACAAUCUCUCCGAAGUUUACGGGACAUAUGAUUUGCGAAAUGCAUGCCUUAAAUAUAUGAGUUGGUACUACCAUCCGAUGCUCCGGCGACCCGAGUUUAAAGAUUUGCCAACUCCACUGCGAGACCAAGUCAAGGAAAUGCGCAUGAAGGGUACGGCUACUCUGGUCGCCAUCGGAGAUUUUAUUGGUACUUGUAUGGCUAUGACAGACCAGGACGAGCCUUGGUCCAUGUUACGUUAUGGAGAGGUAGAACAGCGCUGGAAGCCGCUCUCCAACAACUUGCCACAUGAUAUGGUAAACGUCAGAGGAUACGGCUCUGCUGUUUUGGACAACUAUUUAUUCAUCGUCGGUGGAUACAGGGUGACAAGUCAGGAGAUCUCCGCAGCGCACUGCUACAACCCCUGCAGGAACGAGUGGACUCACGUGACACCCCUGAACCAGAAAAGAUCAAACUUCAAGCUCCUAUCCGUCAGAGGCAAACUGUAUGCAGUUGGGGGCCAGUGUUUGGGCACUGUGGAGUGUUACAGCCCAGACCAGGAUUGGUGGACGUGUGUGUCCUCGCUGCCCGAGCCCUUGGCCGAGUUCUCAGCCUGUGAAUGCCAGGGAAUGAUCUAUGUCAUGGGCGGCUACACUGCCAGAGACCGGAACACAAGCGUGCUGCGCUACUGUCCGACCUCUGACACCUGGAGUGUGAUGGACACCUGUUCGGUGCACGUGCGUAAGCAGCAGAUGCUGUCGGUGGAGGACACCAUCUACCUGGUGGGGGGCUACACCCACGAGCUGGAGACCUGGCGGAGGAGGCCCAACCAGACAGAGGACGUGCUCACGGUGCAGUCGUACAACGUGACCACGGGCGAGUGGCUGCAGCUGAAGGAGAACACGUCCAAGUCGGGCCUGAACCUGACGUGCACGCUGCACAACGACGGCAUCUACAUCAUGAGCCGCGACGUGAGCCUACCUACCAGCUUGGAGCACCGUGUCUUCCUCAAGUACAACGUCUUCUCCGACGCCUGGGAGGCCUUCCGGCGCUUUCCGGCCCUCGGCCAGAACAUGCUGAUCUGCUCCCUCUACCUACCCAGCGUGCUGUGAGACUCAGCACCUUCUUCAACCCGGGAGACAGGUUUUGCACAGACCCUAGGGGGUCGAGAGGUCAAGAGGUCAGAGGUCAGGGUGCUGCGGCUUGUUGUGGGGGUUCGUGCGGCCCUGUUUGCUCGUGCAGGGACCAGAUGGCGUGUCCACAUUUGGAAUGGCCUAUAGGCGCUGUGUCAGGAAGCAGCUUGUAGUCAUGACUGACCAACAACACACACAUGCACGCACACACAUGCACGCACACACGAACAUACACACACACACACACACACACACACACACACACACACACACACACACACACA